GCGGCGGAGGCGGCGGCGGUGCCUUGCCGUUUGUGGCGUUUGCGGUGCGGCCAUGGCGGACUCCACGCAGAAUGGGCCCAUGCAAGGCGGGGCCGCCGGCGGAGCUGUGCAAUUUCUGAUGGCUAACAAGUUGGAUACAGCAAUGUGGAUUUCCCGCUUGUUCACAGUUUACUGCUCAGCUUUAUUUGUCCUGCCUCUUCUAGGGUUGCAUGAAGCAGCAAGCUUUUAUCAGCGUGCCUUGCUGGCAAAUGCUCUUACUAGUGCCCUCCGACUACACCAAAGGCUACCGCACUUUCAGCUUAGCAGGGCAUUUCUGGCCCAGGCUUUGCUGGAGGACAGCUGUCACUACCUGUUGUACUCUCUUAUCUUUGUGAAUUCCUACCCUGUUACAAUGAGUAUUUUUCCAGUUCUGCUGUUCUCUUUGCUUCAUGCUGCCACAUAUACAAAGAAGGUUCUUGAUGCACGAAGUUCAAACAGUCUGCCCUUUCUGAGAAAUCUUUUAGAGAAACUGAAUGCUAAUCAACAGAAUAUUCUAAAAUUCAUUGCUUGCAAUGAAAUUUUCCUGAUGCCAGCUACAGUUUUUAUGCUCUUCAGUGGGCAAGGGAGUCUGCUCCAGCCGUUCAUUUACUAUAGAUUUCUUACAUUACGCUACUCCUCUCGGCGAAAUCCAUACUGUCGGACUCUCUUCACUGAGCUGAGGAUUGUUGUUGAACACUUAAUAAUGAAGCCCUCAUGCCCUGUUUUUGUAAGAAGACUAUGCCUCAGCAGCAUUUCCUUUAUAAGCAGAUUGGCACCAACUGUUGCAUAGCCAAAUUUCAGGCACUUGUGUUUUGUGAACAUUAUGAGCAGCUGGCACUUCUGCUGAUGAUUAUAAAUUCCUGGUUUUACACUGAUCUCAUUCCAGGCUGUAUAAAAAUGUGUAUAUGCUUUUUUUGGAGAUAAUAUGAAAUUUAGCAUAUCAAAAGCAAGUCAUGGAAACUUAAAAAUACUGUGCUGUAUUGCUAAUUGGUGAAAAGAAGUAGCUGCAUCCUAUCCAAAACAUGCCCAGUCAUACAGAAUUGGUUUUUUAGGAAUCAAGGAUUGUUUGAGGUUGAUUAAAACUUUAAGAAGUCUGUGCUCAGUAGGUUUAUGUUAGUUGGAACUAUAGCUACUGUAAGAUGUCUCCAGUGGAUAGCAGUUGGUACACAUGCCUAUGCAGUACGCCUAUGCAGUACACUUUGGACAGUAUUCUUCUGCUUACUAAAUGUAUCUGUAGAACCAUUUUGUCUAAAUUACUGUACUCAGUGUAAAAAUAUGGCCCACUUUGAAUUUAACAUUAAAAUCUAUCAAGCUGACAUAGUUAACACCUUUUCUGAAGGAGAGGCUAUUUUUAUUAAUAUUACUUAAAAAGAACUCUUCCAAGUUUCUACCUUGUGACAUAGUCUUAUAUUACGUUGUCAGAAGAAAUCUCAAGACUCUGAUCACGGAAAGCUGCGGUUAUCUUGUUGUAACAAGAUGUUUUACCAAGCCAAAUUGCUGACCUGUAGGCUUUUCAGACAAAGAUGCAAUGCUUAAACUUUUAACCAUCUCUUAAGUGAACUAAUCAAUGUAAAUGAAGUAACUUUUGCAGAAUCAUUGCAGAUUUGUUCUUGUGUCUACACAAAUGUGAGACUGCAGUAAUUCAAGCAUGUCAGCUUUUUAGAAAAUUAAUCUGUAGCUAGCUAUAUAAAUUGUUCUUCCAGUUUCUGAGACUCUCAUUGUGAUGGGAAAUUUGCAUAAAGGAUUGCACCUGUUUAGGCAGCUUCUGAAACAAAUGGGUGUAGGAUUUUUUGGCAUAAAUCCAUCUGACUGAUCUGAAGCCAGUGUCAUGACUACAGAAGUGAAUAUUAAUUUGAGUGCUGAUUAUGCAUUCACCCAGCAGCUGAGAGGUAGAUAGUGGCAAAAGAAUAUUGUCUGUCUGAACACAGCUUCUUUCCAUAAAUUCAAGGCAAAGUAUUUGCCUAAUCUUCUGUAGUUAAUGUUAGUAUUCUAAUUGCAUAAAAUUAAAUGGAUUUCAUUGGCCUUUUGUAAACUUCUAUAGCACUGUGCUUAACUAUUCUUCCUUGGUCAGAGAAAUCUUUAUGUGAAACACUUUCAAAAACAGUCUUGAAGCAAAGUAUUUUCCUGUAACUAUUGAGUUAUCUUGUUUGUGAUGUGAAUGUCAUUCAGACUUUCCAGUUGUAUUAGUUUGUUAGAUCAGAGCCAUGUAUUUAUAAAAUUAUUUCAUUUUUUGCUCAACCUCUUGGUACUGAUGAACCAAUUGGUAAUUGAAUAUGAUAUUCGUUGACUACUUGUCUUGCUCUCUGAACAUGAUUAGCUAUUUAUAGAACACUUGCACACUGCAGAAGCAACUGCAUGCAGUAAUGCUCUACAGCUGCUAAAGACUUGCAACAAGAUUCACUAUAUGUAUAUCCUGUAAUGUGAGGAUUUUAUAAAAACUAAAAUUUCUACUGCAAUAAAAGGAGUGUUAAAUGUAAUUUGCUAGGCUCUUCAAGCUUAUUUUCUCUCUAACAGAACAUACUGAUGCUUGAACCUGGAAGUUGAGCAGAAUGCUGUCCUGUGUGUAUGUGUGCAUGUUCUUGUAUUCCCACUGCUGCUUCUGAAUUGGGUCAUAAUGUCUUGUGCGUUUCUAAAUUAUUUUAUAGGGAAUUUUUGCCUUCUAAAGUGCAAAAAUUUAUGACCCUUUCCUUCAAAAUUUAACCCAAGAAUAAGCACUGCAACAAUGGUAUCUAAUCAGAGCAGGAAUCUAGACCUACUUAUUACCAUUUCAAUUCUUCAGCACUAUUCUAGGCCGUCUUUCAUGUUACGUGGUAUAUUUUUCGAGUGGUGUCAUCAGACUCUGUUCAGCUCUUUGCACCACUGUGAUUUAAAAAUUAAUUUGGUCAUCUAAGUUGGUCCCCCAUACUGGGAGCGGAAGACAAAUACUUUUGUAAUUACUGUAAACAAAAUAACAUGUUACUUUGAGCAAAUUUUUGUGGUCUAAGACUGCUGUUAUGGGUGCAGUCUACUGUUCCUUUAAUUGUAUGCUGUUAUUAAAUUAGAGAGGAGUCUAAAUUGGAUCUGAUGUAUUGCAGCUGUAACUGAAGGAUGCUAAGUCUUGAGAUACAACUCUAUGAAUAGAUGAGGAAGAUUAAAAGGAGUAAGUGAAUGAGAUUUCAGUAAGUAGAGAGUUGGAAGACAGUGCCAUGAAGUAAAGCUUAUAUAUGGAUACUGAAUUUCUUGUUAACUCUUUCUAUUGAGUCUUAAAAAAUACAUGAAGAGGAGGAAGAUGUUUCAUAAAUGGGAUUUGAUUUGAUCUGGCUAGUAGUACAUUCUUGGCUUUGCAAGGAGUUGCUUGACAAAUGAGGCCUGGAUUUUACUUGUGGCCUGGUAAAACUUGCCUCUCUGAUGUGCCAAGAAAACAUGGAACAGUGGGGUAAGAAUAACUUCCAAGCAAAAUAAAGAGGGCAACUGACCUGCACUCUGCAUCAACUUUGAUUUUUACUGCAGCCUUUAGGCUGCCUGAGUGAUAACACCGAAUUUCCUCAAUACUGGCAAAAACAUUCUGUCCUUGUGCCUGCUUCCUUACCACAGUUUGUGACUGUUUCUAUACUAACGAUUAAAUUAAAGACAUGAAAUGCUGGUUGUGUCCUGAUAGCUUG
Molecule: messenger RNA, 3659 nt
Organism: Gymnogyps californianus (California condor)
Lineage: Eukaryota; Metazoa; Chordata; Aves; Accipitriformes; Cathartidae
Gene: TMEM33
Product: transmembrane protein 33
Exons: 8
Coding region: 53-808 (251 amino acids)
Biological process (GO): membrane organization; endoplasmic reticulum tubular network organization
Cellular component (GO): endoplasmic reticulum; membrane
Source: RefSeq, a predicted model, not a curated record